AUGAUCUCUUAUGUUGAUGACCAAAGGCACAGCACCUUCCAUCCGCUGCACACCCUGGGCCCUCGCUGCCGGAAGUGUGCCACGCUGCGUUCAGACCAGGCAAGUCUGGACUGGCAGCCUUUGCCCUGUUUGGUGGCGCGGCGGCGUGGCCGGUCAUGGGGUGACUGGCGGCUUUGGACGGCAGAGUGUAUGGGUAGCCUGCUUAUGGGUGACAACUCUGAGGUUUUGCACUUUGCCUCACUCUACCUCACGCUGCGCAGGUGGAGGUACACGGCGCAGCGAGGUUCCUGGGCCAUAUACCACGACGACCACCACUUGCCGACCCCUGUGGACGACUCAUCCCGGCCAGAACACGACUCCGAUGUCAAGUUACCCGGACGACACUACCCUAAGCUCCCUUACACCCUAAUAGACCCUUACGACAACCUCCCUUACCCGCACCCUGGACGCAGUCACCCCAACCCACAACCCCAACCUAGAUCAGACCCUUACCACUACGACUACAACUACGACGAAUACUGGGAGGAGGAGGAGGGGGAGGAGGAGGGCAAGAAGCAUCUGAAGUCCCCGCAGAGUGAUACAUCGGGGGCAUCCUCAUCCUCUUCCUCCUCCUCCUCCUCCACCUCCACGCCUGAACCAAGAGAUCCUAGUCCGAGGUUUGACAGGGACCAGCCUCGCAGCGUGAAGGUCCAGGCCGGGAAAACUGCAGUGCUGGUGUGUCGUGUGCUCAACCUCGGAGACAAAUCGGUAUCGUGGAUCAGACACGAGGACCUGCACAUCCUGACGGUGGACAAGUACAAGUACAGCACGGACCGGCGGCUGAGUGUGGUGCAUGACGAGGUGGAGCAUGAGUGGCUGCUGAAGAUACAGAGCGUAAAGCAAGAAGACUCGGGGAUGUACGAGUGUCAGGUGUCCACUAAACCACUCCUGAGCUUCAUCGUCAGCCUCCAGGUCGUAGACGCGCCUCCCUCCACCACGCCCUACCCCAGCCUGCGCGAUGCCGAGAAGGCCACGGCGCCCACCCAGCAGUCCGAAAAGCAAGUCCCGAGCGCCACCAUCCUGAGCGGGCCGGAGAUCCACGUGCACCGCGGCUCGCUCAUCAACCUGACCUGCGUGGUGGAGCACACACCUGAGCGGCCCCUCUACGUGGUGUGGUACCAUUACAACAAGGUGAUCGACUACGAGGACCUUGGCGGAGUGGUGGUGGUGACGCACACGGGACAGAAGACGGUGAGCCAGCUGUUGGUGAAGAGAGCCGAGCCUUCUGACUCCGGGAAGUACACGUGUCAGCCCUCCAAUGGUGAGGCGGCCUUCGUCAUGCUACACGUCUUGUACGGCGAGCACCCGGGGGCCCUGCAGACCAAUGGAGGCAGACGCAGCGGCGUGAGCUGGACGGAGGGUGUGGUGGCGCCCCUGCUCACCCUCCUGCUGCUGCUGCUACACGCACCCUGCUGAGUUUCACAAUAAUCGUCGUCGGGGGGAAUGGCUACAUAUUGUGCGUGGCGAGGGAAGGGCGAGGCGCUGCCCUUCAGGACCGAGGGCGGCGGCGUGCCCCUCCACCUCCCGCCGCCACGAGUGCGUCACGUGACUUACCUCAUCGUGGGACACCGGCAGUGGAGGCUGACCCGAACACUGAUUUUUUUAAGUGUCGAACUCCAAUAAGCCAGACAGUUGGUGGGGCGGUAUGCUGUGAGGUGGGGCGGGAAAAGUGGAUAAGGCGGCGAGAGUGCCGCCACGGGUCUCCUGCGUAUUACAGGUGCAUUUAUUAAUGAUUUAUGUACAUGAUAACUUAUUAUCAAUUGUUACGUGUGAUGAGGUGAGCGAGUCGGGAGUGCUGCCGGGCGCUAGGCCUCAGGAAGGGAUGGGCAGAGCGCCGCAGGGCGUGGUGGAGCAAAUCACUCGGUUCUACAAGCGGAAUGGUGGUGCUGGGCUGGUGGGUGUGCCGGGCUCUGCCUCGGCAGGGCUAGGACGCAGUGACGAGUUCAUAAGUUACGAGAUUGUCACAGGAACAGAGCGGAGUGGACCAGCUGGAUUCAGGUCGGGUGGAAGCCGAUGUGGUUGUGGGUGGUGGGCACUGGAGGGGGUGACCACGGUGUGAGGGUUUUAAACCAUUAUCGUAAAGGAAUCUGUCAUUUUCAGCAAUGUUGACGUUCACUAAAGGUAACGUGAGAAUAGAGAGCAUCUGGCACAAGGAUGGUUGGCCCACGUGGGUUAGGAACUGACUCCAACCACAGACAGUCACGAGGAGCUAGUCUAGGUGUGGCCGCACACCACCACCCGUAUGUUGGCCGGUGUGUCAUGCAAUGCUGUCAUUACGCUGCUCGGUUCUGCCGUGACAGCCAUCUUUCCAGACACAUCACUACUCUGUCACCAUUCCCUUUAGGUCAGACAUUUCAUGGAUUCACGUCCACAUGAAUCAGAUGUAAAACUAAGUUGUUGUUUUGUUUUGUCUUUUUCUUUCUAUAAGGGAAGACAAUUGUCUUUUUCUUUCUAUAAGGGAAGACAAAAUAUGUGACAACUGGAUUGACCAAUGCAGCUGAAAUAAGCAGUAUUGUGGCUGUCUAACACUCAUUGAAGUGACCAAGGAGAGAAGAGGUUUUGUACAGUUCAGUGACUGGCGUGGCCAAGGCUGUCCACUUCUGCGGGAAUUACAUACAUGACACGGACAACGUAAAAGAACGCAGCGUGGUAGCAGUGAUGAUGGAUGGGUGGGUAGUGGGAGGGACGGGAGGAUGCUGCAGUGUAGUCACGCUCAUUUUACAAACGAUGAUCGUUGUUUAUUCAUUAGUUUAUUUGUCGAGAGUCACGAUCUGCGCUGUAAUGAUGACUGAUGCCGCGUGUACAGUGUUCAAGUAAACUUCAUUGGAUUUAACACGGAGAGACGAUGAACGAUCUCGACUUCUAUUGGGAUUUUCAAAGAUGUUUUCAUGAUCACUGAUAGAAGAAAACAAAGAUGAAAACACAAGAACUAAAACUAUAAUCGUUUGUAAACUUGAUCUCAUGACAGACAGAAAGGAAACGAGAGUGAGGGCAGUCGUCGCUGUCCCUCACUGCCUCCCGGGGCCAGGUUGCGUGGAGCGUGUUAGUUCCAGGACGCCUGUGUUUGGUAUACAAGACAUGUGAUACGGGGUUAUUUAUAUGAAAGCCAACAGUAAUUGCAGAACCUAGAAGCGUUUGCAAAAUAAUGGUAAAACGAAGAUUAAAGAAAGUUGAGUAUGUAUAGUACAGUUAAAUUCCAUAUUACGCGCAAUGUUAAAUAAUCUAAGUAACGGUCUCGCUUAUUUUGGUGUUUUAUCCAUAACCGGUCAGGCUUUCAUUGUGCGGAUGGCUACGUACAAGGAGACCGCCACGAACACGUUAACCUUCUCUGCAGCGCCCCACGGAGGCUUCCUCCUUACCUGUGCCGCGUCACCAGCUGCCCCGCCUCAAUCUCGCUGUCUGGACUGCUUAUCGGGGAGUUUGAUUUCUUUCUUUCUUGUAUGCAGGUACGUAUACAUUUUCGUCCAUCUGCCAAUUUCAACAAAGUCUCAUGUGGCCACCGCGAAAUGAGGAUGUAUAAAGCCCUGAGUGUUGCAGAAUACUCAAGUGCUGGUCUUUUCUUACAAGACAUGACCUCUUUAACCAAUUAUAAGUUUCAUAACCAAGUAAGUCUAAAGGCAGCCAGAAAUACUGUCACCUGCAAGUUCACGUUAAUCUAUUGUGGUAUAUGACAACUCAUUAAAAUUAGGUCAGGAUAGACUAGUUCGUAGUUCAAAUACUGCUAGGAAAGUUAAGUCAUGAGAGAAUUCUAUAAGCCGUAUGUCAGUGUUUUGUUAUUAAUCAAGUCAAUACAAAUAAAAAGAAGCACAAUGAGUUACCACACUGGAGGCCUCGCAUACCUGCCGUGCGGGGUGGCCACGCGAGGCGGUCUGUUCAGGCUGGGAAGGGACGAAAACAAUUAACAAGUCAAAGCUCCUCGGAAAGCAGACCUGACACCGGGUACCAAGGCAGCUGGUGACACUAUAGCGGCCUUCUGUACCUGUUAAUUACUAAUAAGAGUGAUAAAUACCCGAGAAAGGAGAGUACCACGUUUUGCUGUAUUGAGACAGACGUUGCACCAUCACAGACACCACUCACUAUUAACACUGACUACUAUGUAAAAAAGCCUUCAGAAGCAAUGUUACAUGAUCAUUCAGGAAUUACUCUUAACAAACCAUUGACAUGAGAUCAGUGACAGCGUGUUUCAGCCACUCAACUAUUUUCGUCAGUACGGCUAAGUGACAAAAUAAAGCUACUUUCAUCUUGUGAA
Messenger RNA from Portunus trituberculatus (swimming crab), 4288 nucleotides. RefSeq lists its product as uncharacterized. Gene Ontology annotation, biological process: synapse organization. The coding region runs from base 1 to 1455 and encodes 484 amino acids. The transcript is spliced from 10 exons. NCBI's taxonomy places the organism in Eukaryota, Metazoa, Arthropoda, Malacostraca, Decapoda, Portunidae. The record is from RefSeq and is a predicted model, not a curated record. Gene Ontology annotation, cellular component: neuron projection membrane.